AUGGUGAGAGAAGCUAAGGAUUCCUUGCAGCCCGGGCUUGCGAACCCAAACUACACAAAGUGGCUCCUCGACGCCAUCCGCAAGAUCAAGCACCAAAAACAAAGGCCGAGCAUUGACAGGAUCUGCAAUGCUGUGCGCCAGUUCCACAAGGUGAGCCGCGAUACAAUCGAGCAUCAACUGGAGUUGUGCGUCAAAGAAGGAACGGUCCUUAAGGUUUACAACAAGGGGCUGUGUUCCUACAAGGACCCCAAACGAGUGUCCCAACUGAAAAGUCGCACGCUCAAGAUUGGUAAGGGCUCCGAUCUGGUCAAUUUGAUUGUCAAAUCGGUGAAGGAACUUGGCGAGAUCGGCGGCUCCAAUCUGAAAAACAUCGAGAAGUACAUAUGCCGCAGUUACAAUGUCGACUUGCCGGACGGCAUAAACCUUAAUCAGCAACUCAAGUUGUGGCUCAAGAAAGGGAUCAAAUCUGGUCGUUUGGUCCAGUAUGGCCGACUGAUUAGAGUCGGUUACAGCAGCGGCGAGUCUGAUUCGGUGGAGGGCAGCAGUGAAGGUGGCAGUGUGGCCCCUGCUGGUCAUUUGGAUGAUGAAAUGUCGUCUGUCAGAAGCGACAAUUCGCUGACAUUCGCCGCAAAAGCCAGCAAGAAACGAGCCCAACCUAUUCCACUUUGUAGCUUUUGUUUAGGAACUGUCGAUCAAAAUCGGAAUAGUGUACCUGAGGAAUUGAUCUCAUGUGCUGAUUGUGGAAAUAGUGGUCACCCCUCUUGCUUAAAAUUCUCCAGUGAUCUUACAUCGAAAGUAAAAACAUUGCGGUGGCAAUGUAUAGAAUGUAAAAUGUGUUCUUUUUGUGGAAAGUCAGGAAAAGAGGAUAUGUUGUUCUGUGAUUCUUGUGACAGAGGCUUUCAUAUGGAAUGCUGUGAUCCACCUCUGUCCAGAGCCCCAAAAGGUUCUUGGAUUUGCAAAAUAUGUGAUCCAAGAAGUAGCAAACGGGGCAGAAAAUGUAAUGAUAUGGCAGCUAAAUUACCCAGGAACAACCCCAAAUCUAUGAGAAAUGGGACAGAUAGAGUAUCAUUGAGAACAAGUACUAAAAAUGGCUCAAUCAAGCAGUAUGCUUGCCAAAGAUUACCUACACAGCAGCAGCCACCAUCUAGGGGGACUACUGGUACUGGUAGCAGCCAGUCACGACAUAAGGGACAGCGCAACAAAAGCACUUCUUCAACGUCUCCUCCUCCUCCUCCUCCACCCAGUAGUUGCAGUGCGGGUCCAUGCCAAAGGGGCCAACUUCCUAAUCAACAUCUUCAACACCACCAAAAUCAUCCUGGUAAAGUACCACCUAUUGAACAAAAUGGCGAACAGUGUUCAUCGUCUGAGAGCGAGCCAGAAACUGAUCAAGGGGAGCUCCUGGGCCAAGCUGUUUUGCCAUUCGAGAACAAGCUCAACAAACCCAAAGGCCUUAUUGAUGGCUUAUCUCGUUUCUUCACUCCCUCAAAUAAGCGUAAAUCACGGGUAUCUUUGAACACCUGUAACACAAACUCCUCCUCUUCUUCUUCAUUGUCCUCCUCUUCCUCUUCCUCCUCUUCCUCAUGUGUAAAAUUACAGAACAAGUCUAAAUUGUCAUCCCAGUCCCAGAGUAACUCUCAGCAGGCGGCUAGUAAAUUGUUAAAAAAGUCCAAACUCUUACAAGCCAACAAAGGCCGCAAGAAAGUGGAUGGACCACCUGGUAGUGGACAACUGAAAGGGCUGUUUGAUGGUUUGUCUCACCUCUUUACUGCACAGGGAGAAUCCAGGAAACGUAAUAUACCUGUGUACACUCCCCCUCGAAGAAUACGUAGAAUAAGACAUGUGGAGGAACUGCCUACAACCACUACAGAUGAAUCAACAAACACCGGUCACUUACCAUCUAGUACUGUAGUUACCUCCCCUGCACUUGUGGGGGGUCGGGGCACUAUUAUUGUGGGACACACUGCCACUCAAGAUAGUCCAGUAUCAACACCGACACCGUCCAGGAGGGGUCGGGGUAGAGGGAGGGGUCGUAAUUACUCAAAACCUGAUCUUGCAGCACCUGGAGGUCUUGUUGCCACCGCUACUACUACUGCCACCACCACCACUACAACCACUACUACUACCACCACCACCACCACCACCACUACUACCAACACUACUCCCUCAGCCGACAAGCGACAACGCCAAGUCAGAGACAUACCCACCUCAACUGACACACCAGCAACAGGGAGAGUGCGAGGGCGAGGACGGCCCCGGCCCUCCGAUUCUUCUGAAGCUAGUCGAGCCACAGCAGCUCUAGCACUGCCUCCUGGAGUCACAGAGAAAGAUGUGGACUUAUUUAAACGUGCUCAGGAAAAAGCUCAGCAAGCCCUACUUGAGGCAUCUUGCAAUGGGUCCGAUAAGAAAAAUACAGCCAAUGGCAGCAGCAGUGGUGGCAGCAACACCAACAACAGCAGCAGUAGUAGUAGUAGCAGUAGUAGUAGCAGUAGUAGUAGUAGUAGUAGUAGUUCAUCUGGUAGUGGUGCAAGCACUUCUGUCACUGCUUCCACUCACAGUACUGCUUCUGCUUCUGCAGCUGCAGCUGCUGCUGCUGCCAUCACCACUGCAACACCUACAUGUCCAAGCUCACCUUCAUCAUCUCAUACACCUCCAGAUACUCAGGGACGCUUUCCUCCAUGUAUAGAAUUUGGAAAAUAUGAAAUUCAAACCUGGUAUUCCUCACCAUAUCCUCAAGAAUAUGCUAGAUUACCAAAAUUGUACAUAUGUGAAUUUUGUUUAAAGUUUAUGAAAAGUCGGAGUAUAUUACAAAGGCAUAUGGAUAAAUGUGGUUUGGAUCAUCCGCCAGCCAAUGAGAUCUAUCGGAAAGAUGACUUGUCAGUAUUUGAGGUUGAUGGUAAUGUGAGCAAGAUAUACUGCCAAAAUUUGUGCCUCUUGGCAAAGCUGUUUCUUGACCACAAGACACUUUAUUAUGAUGUUGAACCAUUCCUAUUUUAUGUACUUACAUUUAAUGACAACACAGGUUGCCAUAUAAUAGGCUAUUUUUCUAAGGAAAAACAUUGUCAGCAAAAAUACAAUGUAUCUUGUAUUAUGACUAUACCACCAUAUCAAAGAAAAGGCUAUGGUCGAUUCUUGAUAGAUUUCAGUUAUUUGUUAUCUCGGGUAGAAGGGCAACCUGGAUCCCCUGAAAAACCAUUGUCAGAAUUAGGGAAAGUCAGUUAUCAAGCCUAUUGGAAAAGUGUCAUGAUUGAGUACCUGUAUCGAUCUAAGGAUUCUAAAAUCACAAUCAAAGCUAUCAGCCGUGCCACAGGAAUGGAUCCUCAUGAUAUUGCUACAGCACUUACAGCUCUCAAUUUGGUCAUUAAAAAAGAUGACAAAGUUGUUAUCCUGGUGAAUAGGAAACUAAUCAAUGAACAUAUGCAGAAGUUAAAAUCCAAAUUGCAGCAACGAAUUGAUGUAGACCCUGACUGCUUGCGGUGGACACCUCUUAUUUCUACUCAGCUUUUAUUAGAGGAAGAAAAACGAGCAGAAAAAGAGUAUGUGACCGUGGUAGCUGGCGAAUACAGGAAGACUGGGCGUUGUGGUUACCACCCUCUGCCGCCGGUUGCACAUGGCAGCCCCCGGCACUUUCGGCUCACACACGAGCUGAAGGAAAUGUCUCAACUUGUCAACAGCAUUGAUGAAGAAGAAGAAGAGGAAGAGGAGGAAGAAGAAGAAAAAGAAAAGGAAAAGAAAUUAGCAGGUGAAUCUGUAGAGUCUGCUGCAGUUGCAGCCACUGCUGCUACUGUUAAUGAUGACAAUGAUUCUGCAUUAACAGAAUCUAAAAGACCCUGCAAGAAGAAAAGUGAACUGGAACAAAUUGUUGCAGUUUCCCAGCGAAGGAAGCCUGGCAGGAAACCUAAGGGAGGACGUAAACGAAAAAUCACCACACGAUCAGCUACAGACCAAGAACCAAAGAGAUUAAAAACUGAUGAAACAAUAGCCAAAAAAGAAAAUGGUCCUACUGAAGGCAGAACUACCAGACGGUCACAUCAACUUGCCAAGAAAAUGUCAAGUACUUCUCCAGUAAAAGAGCCUGUCUCUAAAAAAGAUUCUGAGAAUUCGCUUGAUGAUACUAGUCAAACAGCAACUUCAGAUCAGUCCACAUCAUCAGUUAAUGAGAAGAAAAGAGGAAAUUGCAAAGAAUCUGCUCCUGUUGCUGCUCCACAGCAUGAAACAUUAAACAAAAAAGAAGGAACCUCACAACCUGAACGCAAGAAAACGAGAGGUUGGCCCAAGGGUGUAAAGAGAGGCCCUCCUACCAGGCGGCAUGGAAGGCGACAUGGAAGACGGCGAGGAAGACCAACUAAGAUGUUGCAUCGAAAAUUUGCUGAGACCACCCCCAGCACCACAAGUGAAGGCAACAUUGCCACAGAUGAGCAGCAAGAUCAAGAUCAGAAUCAAGAUCAAGAUCAGCAACAACAGGAACAGGAGCAGCAGCAACAGCAACCACAAGAAGAAGAACAGCAGCAACAAGAACAGCAGCAACAGCAGCAGUCCCCUGUGGAAGAAGAGAGCCCUGAACCAGAAUCGGAGAACACGAGUGGCAGCAAUACAAACAAUGAACCAACAAUAGAAGAAACUGCAGAUAAAAUAGAUGAUGUGGACAAAAGCCAGUUGCCUGUGAAAGCCUAUGAAGAAGAGGAGCAGCCAUGUGUAGAACCUGCAACUAGCCAUCAAGCUGUUGUGUCUUGCUCUGAUGAAGACGAAGAUGAUGAGGAUGACGAUGAUGAAGAGGAGGAAGAGGAAACACCUGUGGUAGAAUCUGUGAUGUCUCCACCUGCAGCAUCAACUGAACCCAACUGCCUUGAUCCUUUGCCUGCUUCUGAGCAAAAUCUGCAAGAAUUACAGAAUACUACAAUUAAGUCGCCAGCAAAUCAGCUUGAGUCUGAAGAUGAGAAAGAUGAUGAUGAUUUGAGCAAACCUGACAACGAGCAUUUGGUUAAGCAACCAACUUGUAACAACCAGUCUGAUGAAGAGGAUGGUGAUGGUGAUGAUGAAGAUGAUGAUGAUGAAGAGGAAGAUGGCGAUUCUAGUUCGGCCGAAGAGGAAGAUACUAAUCGGUCGGAUAUAGAACUUGAACCUUACACCCAGCCAAAUGCUAUUGUCAGUGAUAUUGAUGAUAGUCCAGCUCCUCUGACGCCUCCAGUCAGGACUCCAUCACCUGAAGAAGAAUCUCCAAUUUCAUCACCUCCCUGUCCUUCUCCAGCUGAAGGCAUCACCUCACUUAACCAGAAAAAGAUUGAUAUGGAAACUCUUGAGGCUGAAGGGCCUCUUCCUUUGUCUGUGACAGCACCACAGUCUUCAUCUCCUGUUGCUGCUGAAGAUACGCCGGGUAUUAGAGAGGACGAGUUAUCACAUGAUUCUAUUGAUGAUGAUAACAGCCCUGAUGCUGAUAUUCCAAGUGAUGAUAAUUUCCAAGACUUCAGCAGUGACAAUAACACUGUGCAGGGACCACUGAAUGGCCCACAGAAUUUUGAUGUUCUUGCUAAGGAAUUGCAUAAAAACUUUGAAAUUGAAAACAAUACAACUGGAGAUUUGGGUAAUGACCAACCACUUCCAGCACAGCAAGAAAAUUUAAAUAUGAACAGUUUAGAGGCUCCUCCUUCGGCUGCCUCAGGAGCAUCUCAAAACCAAAGCUGCAACAAUGUGGGUGGUGUAUUUACACCAACCCCUAGCAAUACAAUCAAUAAUGUCCCCAAUACAAAUCUUUCAAAUGGAGGAUUUGGAGCUGUGGAUAUAGAUGUCACUCAACUAGGACUAGAAUCACCCACGUCAAUAAGCAGCAAUGAAAUGCCUGUCAGUUCUGUGGAAACAACGCCUACUCCAAACUUUCCUGACUGUGCUCAAGUGCAGAGUUUUUGUAAUAACUCUGGGCCAGGACGUUUUAUGGACACUGUCAACUCUCCGCAACCAGUGAGUAGCACCGGUUCCUAUAUGCCUCCCAACACCACAGUCAACUACUGUCAUUCUGUAACUACAUAUACUGCUCCUUCAGUGCUCCUGCCACAGAAUACACAACGGCUCAGCCACACGUCACCACCCUGCAGUUUGCAGCAUGCCAGACAAAGUCCGAAUUAUCAGACGAACGCAAGUUGCAGUCUGGCCAAACUGCAGCAGUUGACUAAUGGCAUAAUGGAAAUUGUUCCUGAAAAUACAAUGACCCCACCUCCAAAUUUAACGCCACCCCCUGUGAAUAUGACUCCACCCCCAACUAUGGUACGAAAUAUGGCAACGCCUCCCAUCCCUACCCUACAACCCCAGAUGAACCAACAAUACAAACAAUUUCAACGCCGGCCAUCUAAUGUCCGCAAGAGUCCCAACGUGCCGAACGUGACGGUCAAUCCGAACAUGACAUUUUCCCCUAAUGUGACUAUCCCCCAACCAGGCAUGAUUGCACGCUACAAUGUCAUUAAUGGCUAUCGCAUGCAGCAAUCCAUGAUCAACCCUGGUUAUAUCUCCAACCCCAGUUUCAUCAACCAAUCACAAUUGCCAGUACAAAUGAGUGUCGUUAAUAUGCAUGCUAACCAACCAUUUCAACAACAAAUCCAACCUUCACAAUCGAACAAUCCUGUUUAUACAACAUAUGGUUACCUAAAUGCAGGCCUCUCGGCACCAGCACUCAAUAUGAAUAUGAGGCGGUAG
Messenger RNA from Acanthosepion pharaonis, 6681 nucleotides. The record is from the annotation of a GenBank genome assembly. NCBI's taxonomy places the organism in Eukaryota, Metazoa, Mollusca, Cephalopoda, Sepiida, Sepiidae.